AUGGCUCAGCAGUUCCAGCUUAACAGUGAACAAGGGACCACAUUAAUUCCUGCAGAAAAAGUUGGAAGGGAGUCAAGAAGUUCAAUGAUAUCUGCUUCUUUUAAUUUUAUUAAUUCCAUUAUAGGAUCUGGAAUCAUAGGUUUACCAUAUGCAUUGAACCAGGCGGGGCUCCCCCUUGGCUUCCUGCUUUUGAUAGUUGUUGCAUUCAUCACAGACUAUUCAAUCAUACUAUUAAUCAAAGGAGGGAACCUGUCAGGGACAAACAGUUAUCAGUCACUGGUACAAAGCACAUUUGGUUUCCCUGGAUUCCUCAUUUUAUCUGGACUGCAGUUCCUUUACCCUUUCAUUGCUAUGAUUAGCUACAACAUCACAACAGGUGACACAAUGACCAAAAUAUUUCAGAGAAUACCUGGAGUUGGUCCAGAUCACAUACUUGCAGAGCGUCACUUUGUUAUCUUGCUAUCAACCCUUUUAUUCACGCUGCCUCUCUCACUUUAUCGAAACAUUGAGAAACUUGGGAAGGUGUCCUUCCUGUCAAUGGUGCUGACAUUUAUCAUCCUCAUCAUUGUAAUCAUCAGAGCAGCUACCUUUGGCCCACAAAUCCCUCCUACAGAGAAUGCAUGGGCAUUUGCAAAGUGGAAUGCAAUUCAGGCAGUUGGUGUAAUGUCUUUUGCCUUUAUAUGCCAUCACAACAGCUUCCUGAUCUAUGGCUCUCUGGAGCAGCCCACACUAACCAACUGGUCACGAGUCACACACAUCUCUGUAGGCUCUGCACUAAUAAUUAGUGCCGCAUUCGCUGUUGCAGGCUAUGCCACCUUCACUGGGUACACACAAGGAGAUAUAUUUGAGAACUACUGCAGAAAUGAUAACCUGGCAACAUUUGGUCGUUUCUGUUUUGGCCUCAGCAUAAUAACCACAUUUCCACUGGAGUGUUUUGUUACACGAGAGGUUGUAACCAAUGUCCUCUGCUGUAGGGAUCUUUCAAAAGCUGAACAUGUGGCCAUAACCUUGCUCAUAGUUGCAGUCUGUACAUCAAUAUCUUUGGCCUAUGACUGUCUGGGAAUUGUUUUGGAGCUGAAUGGUGUUUUGUGUGCCACACCGCUGAUCUUCAUCAUCCCAUCUGCAUGUUACCUCAAACUCUCCAUGGGCCAUUGGUUUCAGAGUGAAAACUUGGUGCCCAUCAUUUUGAUAUUACUUGGCUUGUUUGUCAUGGUCACUGGUUUGAUCAUGACUGGCCUAUACCCACAAGACUGUUCACACGGUGUGGAGAUGUUCUACUGUGCGGAUGCCAACAUCUCUGGCACUGUACCACCUGUAUAA
Scomber japonicus (chub mackerel) is the source of this 1320-nucleotide messenger RNA. RefSeq names its product solute carrier family 38 member 11 (gene slc38a11). Bases 1 to 1320 code for a protein of 439 amino acids. The record is from RefSeq and is a predicted model, not a curated record. Lineage: Eukaryota; Metazoa; Chordata; Actinopteri; Scombriformes; Scombridae. Gene Ontology annotation, biological process: amino acid transmembrane transport. Gene Ontology annotation, molecular function: amino acid transmembrane transporter activity. The transcript is spliced from 12 exons.